GCAUUGACCUGCAUAGAACACGUAGUUUGUGACGUGUUAGUAUCAUCGGUCGAUUUCGGUCUAUGCCGGAAUCACUCGGAAUACGAUUUAGGGUCGAUUGUCAAUCUCAUAGAAAUGGCGCGAGAAAGUUGUAACAAGUAAGUUUUGUCAAAAACAAGAGUUUAAUAUCUUAAUAAGGCCAAAAUCGUUUAUCUCGGGUAAUUAAUUUGAAAUAUAUUAUCAAUUAAUCAUAAAAAUAAUAUUAACCCUUUCGAUAUGUAGCAUAACACGAAAUAGUUACUUAGUACAGAUUUAUAGGUUAAGACGACGUGUAAAUGUGUUUCACGAUGUAAUAAACUUCAGCCAGAGAACAUAAUGAAAUGAUUGCAGAAAAGAUCGCUUAAAAAGCUAUGAAACCAGAAGCUUUCUUACAGCACAUUAAUAUUUGGGCUAAUUAUUCUAAUAUUUGGAAUGCGAGACAUAACAAACUCUAUCUGUCUGAAUGAAAUUUGCUGGAAACUGCAUAGAAUUGUGCAUUUGUAACGAUGUCAAAGGCCAAAGUUUCAGCGGAAUGGAAGAAGAGAGUAAAGUCAGAGUACAUGCGUUUACGGCAAAUGAAACGCUAUAAGCGUGCAGAUGAGGUUAAAGUUGCAUGGAAUCAGAAUCGCAAGGUUAUGACAGAUCUUCUUGCGGCUGAACAGAAACGUUGGGCAGAUGGAAAGGCAAUGUGGAUAGCAGUGCAAGAUAUUCCACCUCAUCUUUCUUGUAUGAAGAAAGCUGAAAUUACUAGUCCUGAUGGCGAUGUGCAAAGUUGUCCUGUAAAAAUAAUUAAUGCAGUGACUCCUAUACCAACCAUGUAUACAUGGGCUCCGAUUCAACAAAAUUUUAUGGUGGAAGAUGAAACUGUUUUGCAUAACAUUCCUUACAUGGGUGAUGAGAUUUUGGAUCAAGAUGGCACUUUUAUUGAGGAGCUUAUUAAAAAUUAUGAUGGAAAGGUUCAUGGAGAUAGAGAAUCUGGUUUUAUGGAUGAUUCCAUCUUUGUUGAUUUAGUGAAUGCUCUAACAAAUUAUGAAAAAGAAGAUAAGGAGAGAGAGCAAGUGAAAAAAGGAAAAGAAUUUUUGAAAGAAAAAGAAAAUCAAAAGGAAAAUGAAAAGAAGGACGCUGAAACGAAAUGUGAUGUUAAGGCAGAAGACGGAAAGACGGUCUUUCCGUCAAUGCAUAUAUUUAAUGCAAUAUCAAGCAUGUUCCCUGACAAAGGAAGACCUGAAGAAUUGAAAGAAAAAUAUAUCGAAUUAACGGAAAGAUCUGAUCCGAAUAUUUUACCUCCAGAAUGCACUCCAAAUAUAGAUGGUGUAAACGCUAAAAGUGUACCUAGAGAACAAACAAUGCAUUCUUUUCAUACUUUAUUCUGCAGGAGAUGCUUCAAAUACGACUGCUUCUUACAUCCAGCCAGGGGGACCUCGCCGCAAGGUCUUCAAGUUUGCCAUCCAGGACCGAAUUUACUGAAGCGCAAGGGACCUGAUUUAAAACCAUUUUCGGAGCCAUGUGGAGCAGAGUGUUAUAUGCACAUAGAAGGAAUGAAGGAGAAAUUGGCAGCACAGGCAGCAGAUAUAAAAGAAGAAGAAGGCGAGGAGAAACGUGGCGGCCCUAGAAAAGUACGAAAACAGGCAAGUGUUGAUUCUGGAAAUGAAGCGAGCAGUGAAGACAGCAAUGAUAGCAAUAAAUAUGGUCAAGGAGGCAGUUGUCAAGAUUUUAAACAAAACGUUAACAAGGACUCCAAACCUGAAGAAAUUUUGGAAGACCAAGCACAACCUGAAAACCAAACACCCUUCACGCUAUUAGGAGUUGGCAAACGGAUUAAAACGGAAAGCGAGUUCUCAUGGACAGGUUCGGAACAGAGCUCAUUCCGAGCUCUUCACAAGGCCUUUCCUGGUAAUCCAUGCGCGCUAGCUCAAAUCAUGCUAACGAAAACUUGUCAGGAGGUGUACGCAUUCGCACAAAAGGAAGCUUCAGAUAUUCCGGCUAUAGAGAAUUCGAAGGACUUUACGCCACCACGGAAAAAGAAAAAAAAGCAUCGUCUAUGGUCAAUGCAUUGCAGAAAGAUACAGCUUAAGAAAGACUCUGGUGCUAAUCACGUACAUAACUUUGCACCUUGUGAUCAUCCGGGUCGUCAGUGUGAUAACUCGUGCCCAUGCAUACAGGCGCAAAACUUCUGCGAAAAAUUCUGUCAGUGCAGCAGCGAAUGCCAGAAUCGUUUUCCCGGUUGCAGAUGUAAGGCUCAGUGCAACACGAAGCAAUGUCCGUGUUAUUUAGCUGUGAGAGAGUGUGAUCCGGAUCUUUGCCAAACGUGUGGCGCUGAUCAAUUUCAUAUUACUAAGAUAUCUUGUAAGAAUGUCAGCGUGCAACGUGGUCUUCAUAAACAUUUGCUGAUGGCACCAUCUGAUGUAGCGGGCUGGGGAAUUUUUUUGAAAGAAUCCGCGGCGAAGAAUGAAUUUAUCUCAGAGUAUUGUGGCGAAAUCAUCAGUCAAGAUGAGGCUGACAGAAGAGGAAAAGUAUACGAUAAAUACAUGUGCAGUUUUCUUUUUAAUCUUAAUAAUGAUUUUGUCGUUGACGCAACAAGAAAAGGAAAUAAAAUAAGAUUCGCCAAUCAUUCGAUAAAUCCCAAUUGUUAUGCAAAAGUAAUGAUGGUUAACGGCGAUCACAGAAUAGGUAUUUUUGCUAAGAGAGCAAUUCAACCUGGCGAGGAAUUAUUUUUCGAUUAUAGAUAUGGACCAACGGAGCAACUUAAAUUUGUCGGCAUUGAACGAGAAAUGGAAUUCCUUUAAAAAAUUUUAUAUAGCAACGCAUAUAAAUGUAUAGGACGUUAAACAAGUGCAUAUACAGUCGAAACAUUGGAAACAAAAAUAUCUGACUUAUUUAUGACGUAAUUUAAUAAUACGAUUUCUUAAUUUUUACUUAAGAUUAUACCUUGAUUUGUUUUAUAAAACUGGAAUUAAUAUUUUAGUAUUGUAGUGAUAAUACAGAUUUUUUGUAUGUGUGUAAAAAAAUUUUAAAUAUUUAA
Molecule: messenger RNA, 3040 nt
Organism: Linepithema humile (Argentine ant)
Lineage: Eukaryota; Metazoa; Arthropoda; Insecta; Hymenoptera; Formicidae
Gene: E(z)
Product: histone-lysine N-methyltransferase E(z)
Biological process (GO): heterochromatin formation
Cellular component (GO): ESC/E(Z) complex; nucleus
Molecular function (GO): histone H3K27 methyltransferase activity; protein binding; chromatin binding
Source: RefSeq, a predicted model, not a curated record